GGACUUGGCGAUUUCUUCGACGUGUGAGUCGUACGUAUGAGACUUUUCUUCUUGACUGACGCUCCACCAGAACGUAUAGUGUCCUCAUAGACAUCGGCGGCACAUCCUUGCCUGUCGUCCUAGCGCACAAGACACGGGUUCCUCGGAUUUGUGGGUUCUGUCCAACGUAUGCCAGGGAACAUGCUCUUCAGCAGAUACGGCUCUUUACCCACCGAACACGUUCCAUGGUAUAGGCCUGGAUGCUUCCCUCGUAUAUGGCGAUUCGAAGACUGGGACGUAUGCGAGAGGGAUGAUUGGAUAUGACGCUGUGUCAUUGGCGGGUCUUACUUUGCAGGAUCAGUAUUUCGCGGCGAUCAACGAUACCAAUACGUCUGUGGCUCAGACUCGGUGCUCUGGGAUCUUUGGGCUUGGGUUUCCUCUCAACAGCGUGAUAUGGACCGAUAUGUUCAUGAACCAACAACAGGUCUCGAGACCACGAAGUCUUCAUCGUGAUGUAGUUUCGCGUAUCUCGGCUAUGCGGAAGCGUUGGUUUGACAAGUCUGUCCUUGGAAUUUCCUCGUUUCGACAUAUCGAUCCUCCCUCUUACCAGUCUAUGCCUCAGCUGAAACGUCAGGCGACGACCUCGUCUUCCGUCAUUUCUUCUUUUGGAGUAUCCGGUCCAUUUAUUCCUCGCCUUGUUUCGCUCGGAGGGCUUGCGUCGCCCAUGUUCGCGAUUGCUCUGCAGCGAGAUACGAUCGAGAUUGGGGGGAACGAAGGCAUGCUUUCUAUAGGCGGACUGCCAUCUGGGGUUCAGAAUGAGAGCCUGACGUGGGUUCCUGUGCGUCAAUAUACGCUUCAACAAGACGGUUUGACACAGGAUACUUCUCUCGAGGCGUAUCCUAUUGCUUGGGAGAUUCCGAUAGAUGAUGUCUUUCUUGACGGCGUGAAACUUCCCCGGUCGCAGUUGUGUUCUAGUAACAUCUCGUUGUCAGCGUUGAUUGACACAGGCAAUUCUUUGAUUCGAGGUCCGCCUGACGUCAUCUCGUACAUCCAGAAUAUGCUGGGGGGACCUCACUUUGCCUGUUCAUCUCCUCAUACACUGGCAUUCCAGAUUGGUGGUCGCAUGUUCCCCGUCGACCCAAGAGACUUUGUGAAUCAAGUGCACUCCGGAGACGCACAAGUGUGCGGGGCGAAUCUUGCGCAGACUGAUGUGCCUGUUCUCGGUGGGGGUGGAUACCUGUACAGCUGGAGUCUAGGAGAUCCGUUUCUGAAAGGUGUGCUCGCAGCGUUCUAUUAUGGUUCUUUCACAGGACUUUCGCAAGACCCUCCUCGGAUCGGGUUCCUGUCUACCGUUCCUUCUGAUGCCGGUCAACGUUUAGAGGAUGCUGUCUCGGCAGCAUCUGCAGGACAGUAUGAUCUUCCUGGAACGAAAAUGUUGCCGCCAUCUUCCCUUUCUUAUCCAUUGAGCACCGGAAUUGGGGGGAUUCCUAUGGCAUCUUCUCUUUCCGGAUCUGCUCAUGGUAUAAGCGGGAGCAACCAAGUUGGACAGGUAAGUAGUGCACGAGAGCGCAUGCAGGUGGGCUCUGCUGCCACUUUGUGGUGUUCAUUCUUUACUUUAGCGAUGUGGACAUUUUAAUCCGCAUUUCAAGUUUCUUCCAUUUGUAUCAUGUACCUCGCAUUUGAUAUACUGUAGCCCUAUCUACCCGCAUACGUUUUUUAUUUCAUAUUUUGGCUACCAGUGACGUUCAAGUUGUAUCCACUAUCGCAAAAAUGGCGCCUAUCGACCAUUAAUCGGUGGGCAAACAUGUAUCAUUUCCUUUCCUGCAACUCACUGGUUCUGAUUUCGAGAAUCAAUAUGUUUUUGGUAG
Suillus plorans is the source of this 1847-nucleotide messenger RNA. Its product is annotated as aspartic peptidase domain-containing protein. Gene Ontology annotation, biological process: proteolysis. Gene Ontology annotation, molecular function: aspartic-type endopeptidase activity. Lineage: Eukaryota; Fungi; Basidiomycota; Agaricomycetes; Boletales; Suillaceae. Bases 290 to 1615 code for a protein of 441 amino acids. The record is from RefSeq and is a predicted model, not a curated record. The transcript is spliced from 7 exons.